Molecule: messenger RNA, 1452 nt
Organism: Vicia villosa (hairy vetch)
Lineage: Eukaryota; Viridiplantae; Streptophyta; Magnoliopsida; Fabales; Fabaceae
Exons: 3
Coding region: 1-1452 (483 amino acids)
Source: RefSeq, a predicted model, not a curated record
AUGGAAAUUAAAGUUCGUAAGCCUUUUUGCCUUAGCUUUAAAGGAGUGCCUACACCUUUGAAGUUGCUUUGUGACAAUGUCUCUGGUUCCCUCGUGCUUUCCGAGUCUCUUAAUAAGCUAAUCAGUUUGGUACGAACUAAAGUGGAUGAAGCACUCCUCAACACCAUGAUCCGGUUUUAUGAUCCUCUACUACAUUGCUUCACUUAUAGGGAUUUUCAGUUGGUUCCUACAUUGGAAGAAUUCUCUUCUAUUUUAGGAUUGCCGAUACUUGAUCAGAUGCCCUACACUGGUGAAGAAGAGACUCCUAAGUUGGAAGAUGUUGCUGCCGCAUUGCAUUUGCCUCGAUCAGAAAUCAAGAAAGUUUGGGUGAAUAAAGGAGAAUAUACUGGUUUACCGAUUGACUUCUUGUAUAAUCAAGCUGACAUUUUGAUUAAUGCUACAAGUAUGGAUGCUCUUGAAAAAGUUCUUGCUUGCAUAAUCUAUGGACAAGUGUUGUUCCCUCGCUAUGAUAAAAUUGUGGAUGUGAUUGCUCUCAAGAUCUUCAUUAGUAACAAUCCGGUUCCUACUUUAUUGGGUGACUUGUUGCAUUCCAUCCAUCAUCGAUCAUCUAAAGGCAAAGGUUGUAUUCUUGGAUGUGCACCAUUAUUGCAUAAGUGGUUUAUUUCGCACUUAUCCCGUUCUACGAUAAGGAAUGAAGAAGACAAGCCUCGUUCCAUAUAUCUUAGUGCAGAAAAUUUUGAUUAUGGUGCGGACCCUACUGGAAAAAAGAAGUUGUUCAUCAAAGCUUGGACCAAGGUGAAGAAAAUAGGAGUAAGAGAAUUAGGAAUGAAGAAUCACAUCCCUUCAGAUCUUUAUUUUAAAUGGGUUUAUGAUCGAGUGGUUGAGUAUGGCAUACCAUAUCCAUCCGAUACUCCUAUAGUUCCAAGGGUUACUCCUCCCGUUGUUCAUGUGGAAGUAGAACCAUAUGUACCCGCUCCUAAUGAAGACCUUGCUGCCACCAUUGCUUGCCUAAGACAAGAAAAAGCUGACUUGGAAAAACGCCUACGUGAAGUGGAAGAAGAAAAGGCAAUAAUGGCGGCCAAUGCCAAAGAGCGCGAUAAGAAUGGAUCCAUGGAGUGGCUGUUGUGCCUUCAACAAUGCACCAAAAGGUUGACUAUCUGGAGAGAAUAUGGGAUCGUCGAGAAUAUAGAAGGAGACCAGAGUUACUACAUGUCUGAAGUGAAUCAAGUCAACAAAACAAGCUUCGACAAAAACCUGGCCAACAUAGGCCCAUGUCAGGCGACAGAGGAGAUAUAUUCUCCAAAUAAGAAUGCUUUGUACUACUUAUCUCUUCACCCUAAUGGGUUUCAAUGGAAUAGAGAGAUAAUGGGAGAUCCUGAAGAAACGGAGCACAUCGAAGGACUAUUUGGAACACGGCCAACUGGCUGGGACGAAGAUGUUGAAUAUGUCUGA